Psylliodes chrysocephalus is the source of this 840-nucleotide messenger RNA. The record is from the annotation of a GenBank genome assembly. NCBI's taxonomy places the organism in Eukaryota, Metazoa, Arthropoda, Insecta, Coleoptera, Chrysomelidae.
UUAAAAGUGUUGCGCUAUAAAAUAAUAUGCGAUUUAAAUUGAGUAUAUAAAUAGAUAACAGAGAAAAUGUAUUUAAUAGAGAGCUAAUAUUCAAAUAAAGGUAUUUUCUAUUUUCUAUUUACUAUAAUGAAAGGUGCAGUGAUACUCUUUGCAGUCGUUGCCGCUGCUUUGGCAAAAGAUCUACAGUUUAAACCCAUUGCUGGCGGUCUCUCCGGAACUGGUACCACAACCCGUUACUGGGAUUGCUGCAAACCAUCAUGCUCUUGGAAGGAAAACAUCAAGACCCCCGAUAUGAUUCCAGUUUCAAGUUGUACAUUAGAUGGUAGCACUGUUGUGAAUGCUUCAAUUCAAUCCGGAUGUAACGGUGGUACUGCCUACAUGUGCACUAACCAACAACCUUGGCAAGUCGAUGAGAAUGUUGGUUACGGUUUCGCCGCGGCCUCGUUCACUGGAGGUGUUGACACCAACUUGUGCUGUGCUUGCUUCAAAUUGGACUUCACCGAUCAACUUGUUGGAAAAAGUUUGAUUUUGCAAGUUACCAACACCGGUGGCGAUUUGGGUCAAAACCAAUUCGACAUUGCCCUUCCCGGUGGCGGUGUAGGCAUCUUCACCCAAGGUUGCCACGACCAAUGGAGCGCCCCUUGGAGCGGUUGGGGUGAUCAAUAUGGUGGAGUCGGUUCCAGAGAGCAAUGUUUAUCCGAUUUACCCAAACUCCUUCAAGCGGGAUGUCUCUUCAGAUUCGAUUUCAUGAACAACGCCAACAACCCUCAUGUCCAAUUCACCCAAGUCGAAUGCCCCGCUGAAAUCGUUAAAAUCAGCGGAUGCAAUUUGAGUCCUUAA